Molecule: messenger RNA, 4229 nt
Organism: Rhipicephalus sanguineus (brown dog tick)
Lineage: Eukaryota; Metazoa; Arthropoda; Arachnida; Ixodida; Ixodidae
Gene: Nup160
Product: nuclear pore complex protein Nup160
Exons: 1
Coding region: 42-4142 (1366 amino acids)
Cellular component (GO): nuclear pore
Molecular function (GO): structural constituent of nuclear pore
Source: RefSeq, a predicted model, not a curated record
UUGGAACGCAUGGAACAGUUCCAAACACGACCACCUUCACGAUGCUCGAAGGCAACAAAUACGUGAAGUUCGUCGAGGUCCCUUUGCGCGAGACGUCGCCACCGAAAUGGAAAGAGCUCACCAUCAACACGGGUGCGGCUCAGAGUACGCUCGAAGACAUCAAGCUCACCGAGCGCGCCGGAGGCUACGCUUACCAAGAAGACCCGGCGUCCGGCAUAGCGACGCGCAACCGAUUCAUCUACUGGAAGACCAACCACAACGUUUUGGAGCUGACCGAGGAGUCGCUGGACGUGGAUCUCAUCGGGAACAGGCUGCGUCUGCGCUUCCAGCACACGCCGCUGCUGGAAGGCGUGUCCGUCUUCGAGACCCGAAGCAACCUGGUCGUUCUCGCCGCGACCAUAGCGAGUGUGCACCGGCUCUCCUUUCCGCACCCUCGUUUGCUGAAUCCGAACAUCGGGUCCGCCUCUCCGUACAGCAUGCGAUCCGUCUUCUUCGACACGUCGGCUACGCUGCUUAGAGACUACCACGUACUGAACCACGCCGGUCUCGGUACCACACUGUCACACAACUCGUGCAGCUGGCUGGGAGCCAAUGGCGAAGCCAUCUUCGUGCUCGGUACUAACACUUCCACGCUCUUCGUGGUGUCCAUCGACCCGCAGGAUGCGGGCGGCAAGGUGUCCACCAUGGAGAUUCGAAAGAGCGCCAGCGUGACUCGCUUUCUGAGCGGCAUCCUUCCGGCGUCGAUGCGAGGAGACGAGGCGUCCCUAAGUCUCGUGUGCCACCAGGCGGACGACGACAUCUUCAUCUUCGCCCUGUCCAGGGACCUGCGCAUCCGGCAGUGGUCGUACAGGAGCCAAGACUUGCUCUCCGUGUGUUCCGUGCUGGACCACUGGCCGGCGUCCAAGUCCACGUCGUCGGGACUCGGCGGCCGCCAGUCGUGUAUGGUGAAGGCGACCGACAGCUCGUCGUCGGGCGUAGACGUCUACCUCGGCGUCUACGCAUGCUUUCCGGAGGGCAACCAGUUCUUCGUCUUCCAGCCGAUCCAGCCUCAGGGCGGCGGCUACAAGUUGGUUCUCCUGGCGAGCGUCCGGGCCCCGGAGAACGACCUCGUCGACUUUUGUCUCAUGGGUUCGACUCUCUGGACCCUGUGGGUCCAGGAAAACGACGAGCCGCUCGUCUGCACCGUGUGCAUCGACGCGCUCGACAGCCCCAGCGGCAAAUGGGCCGGCGUCCACCUGCAGCCCAGUGUCCCGCCAGAGAAGGACUACGUGCCUGCCCCACUGGACCCGCGAGAACACUACCUCGAGAAAAUCAUUGGACGAAGUGUCUACUCCUUCAACACCCUUUGGAAAGUAUUGGGGACGUACGCCCGGCGUGGAGAGCACUCUGCUGAUCACGGCGGCCGUAGUCUAAAAGAGGAAAUCAUGAUCACCAUUGAAGCGGAAAUUCGUGCCGGCAUUGCGGAGCUUGAGCUUGGCGACCAAGACUACGUGAGCCUGGCCUCGCAUCAUUGGGGAAAAUUUGAUUACGCCUGCACGGAAUAUCACGCCGUGGGCCUGAAACCACUCGGUUUGUUUGUGGACCCAAACACGGGGAUGGCAGCCCUCAUUCGACGUGACCACGUGUCCUUGCUGAGGCCAUGCGAGUGGCAAGAAAGCUGUAUGCUCUCUGAAGUACUUCCACCAUGGUGCAGUGAAGUGGCAGAUGAAGGUGUUCAAAUUCUUGCGUCCUGCCUCAAGAUGAUCGAUUCAUGUUUGACUCAGGAGGUGUUGGCCGAGUUUUCACAAGGCCUGCAUUUCGUGGAGGACAUUCAGGGCCUGAUUGACAGGGUCGUUUUCCACCUUUUGAGCCCGGAGUACAGCAUCGUAGUGAAAAAAAUCAUUGACACCGUUCACACUAACUUGCCAUCACUGAAGAAUCUUAUCGAUUCCAUGAACCUUUCACAAGUGAGCCCAUGCACAAGACUGCAAGGUCUCCACUCCAAUGCGUGGCAGUCUUUGUUUGGGAGCGCAACUGGUUGCAGUUUCAUUGCCGGGUGUCUGCAACAAGUGAUGCAGUUUCGUUUUACGUUCUGCCGAAAUCUGCUGGUGCUGCAGGGUCUUAUAGUUGCUGCUGGACAGAACAGGGGUGCUUUGGACCGUCAACUAAGCCUAAUCGGGCGAAAGCUCAUUCCCGAGACGCAGAGACUUGUGCAGGCGUACUACGCAGCCCUGUGGGUCACAGAAUCCGAAGGCAGCCCUCUGUCGAAUCCCCUCGAAGGUGGCAUCAAAGGGAUGUCCAUAAGCAGCGGCGCCGACGGUUUUGGCGUCAUCAGCCAGAAUGCAGAACAGUGCGGCCUUGUCUGGAUCUUCCUGAGGAAUGGAGGUGGAGAGGCGGUGAGGCGACAACUCUGCGAAAAGGGCCCACCUGAGGCAAGCCAAAUCUGGGCGCCCAUCCUUCCGUCGUUCAUAUCCACAGCCGCAGAGCUUAUCUGGCCUCUUUCGGAUAACUGUGUUUUCCUGAGGUCCUUGCUAGAGCUCUCUCAGCACCUCCAGUUGCAGGAGUAUGUCCGGCUGUUGACAGACUGGUGCGACAACAAUCGGGAGACUAGAAUGUACCUCCUAGCCACCAGCUUUCUAGUGUGUCAUGAGUUCCACAAGGCUUGCAUGCUCUACCAGAAGCUGGCAAAUGAGCACGUCCCCACAGAACCUUACAUAAUGCAGCAGAUUCAGAGAGUGGGAAGCAGUGAUCCACCAUCCGAACAAUCCCUGCUGCCCCUGUACUAUCGGCAAGUGAUCAAGGCAUUCACAGAUGCCCCCGAAUGUGUAAUCACUCUGGCAGAAGCAGCUCUGAAGUGCACGCCCAAGGAUGACUCCCACGUCCCUGGGUUGUGGUCACUGCUGUUUAAGCACCAACUGCAGCUGGGUCACAUCACUGAAGCUUAUCAUGCCAUGAUACAAAAUCCCCUCGCUGAUGACCGCAACAAUUGCCUGCAACAGUUAGUCAUUGUAUUGUGUGAAAGGGGUCAGCUUUCGACAUUAGUCAACUUCCCAUUCAAAGGCGUUGAAAGCGACGUCAUCCGCAUCCUGGAAGCACGUGCAAGAGCAACUGAUGUUCUGGAACGGCAUUACUACGAUGUUCUGUAUUGCAUGCACAUCAAUGCAAAGAAGUAUCGAAGAGCUGCGUCGGCAAUGUACGAGCACGCCUUCCGGCUUCAGCAGGAAGCUGGCACGCUGGAAGCCCUCAAGCGGCAAGAACUGUGCCUCCUUGCUGCCAUCAACUGCUUGCUGCUUGUGAAGCCUGAAGAUGCCUGGGUCGCCAUGCCACUACCCGUUGGCAGGGCAGCAGAUCGGUCGCCAAAGCGCGACAGCAUGGGCGAAGAGAUUCCACAUGCACCGACCAGGAAAGUAGAGGUGAUCCAAGUUGAAGACAUCCGGCGUAAGUUGAGUCUGGUGCGUGCGUGGCUUCUGCUCAGCAGCUCUAGCAGAGAUCCCAUAACGUUGCCGCUCUCUCCCGACGAAACUGUUCUUCUUCUGGUGGGCUCCGGCCACUUCAACAUUGCCAUUCACAUUUGCAAGCAGUUUUCUAUGAACCUCGAUCCCGUGUUUGAGGGAGUCGUCCAGCAGUGUAUAAAAAGCUCGCCCGUGCAAACGAUGCAGAGUGCUAGGGCCAUCAAUCCGCAGUGGAUCAUCGAAAAUCCGAAGGCAGUGCUAGACAUUCCUGGACAGGCGUGGCUCCUCCUUCGACACUACCUGGAGCAGUACGAAAAAGAGCCAGGAACGACUCGUUACCACCGCCUCGUUGCGAGCAAGCUUUUGUGCAACGGCUUCUUGCUUCCACCUUGGCUGACUGAAUCCUACAAGGAGCGCGACGCUCCGGAACUCUUGCGGCUUCUGAUGGUGUAUUCGCGCUUGGAAGAGGCGACAGACAUAUCGAUCGAGUACGUCGAUGCUGUGCUGGGAAAAGGAAAAGAAUACUUUGGCUUGACCUCGGCACUGCAUGCCAGCUCCCCUCCUGUCUGGUUGCCCCACACAACUUUCGACCGCCUCCUCGUGGCACUGAAGAGCUCGGCCAACACGGAAAGCCAAUAUCAGAAACUGAACCAGAAGUUGAAGGACUACUUUAAGACUCUCGAACGGGUGUCUCUUGCCAUGCGAAGAUGAAUGUUCUGUGAACGUGCGCUUUUUCUAGCAUUCUGUGAAAUAAUUCCGUUUAAUAUUCUCAUGUAAUAAACAAUUGCGUUUUUUUUU